Messenger RNA from Geodia barretti, 690 nucleotides. NCBI's taxonomy places the organism in Eukaryota, Metazoa, Porifera, Demospongiae, Tetractinellida, Geodiidae. The record is from the annotation of a GenBank genome assembly.
AUGGCGAUCAAUCCUGACGAUUUCCCGCCGGGAACCUACCACGAGCUGUCGCUGUUCCCCCUGAACAAUGUGGUGCUGUUCCCCGGCAUGCCCCUGCCGCUCCACAUUUUCGAGGAGCGGUACAAGGCCAUGAUCGGCGACUGUGUCGACCGGGAUGAACCGUUCGGGGUGCUGCUGAUCAGGGAAGGCAACGAGGUUGGAGAACCCGCCGAGCCGCAUUCGGUGGGGACAACGGCCCGCGUUUCGCAGGUUCAACGCCUGCAAGAAGGCCGUCUGAACAUCCUGACCCGCGGCGAGACCCGCUUCGAGCUGCUGCAAACGGUGCGGACCGUGCCCCACCUGGUUGGGCUGGUUCGCUACAUGGAAGAGGACGAGGGGGACGUUUCUGCCACGGCGUUGGCCGGUGUGCGCGAACAGUUCAUCCAGUUGCAGCGUCAACUCACCGCCAUGGCCGGCGGUUGGGACCGGGAGAUCACGGUUCCCGAUGAGCCCAUCGCCCUGGCUCGCAUUGCCUCAUCCACGUUGGCCGUGAGCCUGCCCCUGCCGCCCGAUGUUCGACAGUCGCUGUUGGAAACGCCCACCGCGGGCGGACAACUGGAGAAGUUGCAGACCCUGAUGCGGCAGGCGAAUCGCAUCGUCGCGGAACAGGUGGAGCAGAACACGCCGUUCAAGGGGCCGCGCCUGAAUUAG